GUCCGAAUCGGUCGAUUUUGUAGUGGGAGCCCUCCGUCCCCUGCCCAUGUCUUGCCAAGGUCCACCAAGCGUACUAGUGAAACUGGUUCUGCAGUGUCGCGAGAUCGCUGCAGGCGAACAGUAACGCGGUACCGCUUCAACCGGCAACAUGGAGGACGGCACGUGGAAGGAAGCCGAUCAGCUGUUCGCUGAGUACAAGUUUCGCGAAGCGUACGAGCUGCUAGUAGCAAGCAGGAAGCAGAAAACGGACCCGGACUACGAAACGCUAUGGCGGCUGUGUCGUGUGGUGUACUCGAUGUCACGCGAGCUGACGGCCGACGAGCAGCUCGCCAAACAGCUGGCCGCACUCAUAUACGAGGGCUUCGAGUAUGCGAAGGAGGCGCUCGCCCUACAGCCGGAAGCGGCCAAGUCGCACAAAUACUACGCCAUCUUUCUGGCGGAAAAGACCGGCAUCGAGGGACUGAAGGAGCGUGUCCUGCAGCUCAGCACGAUCCUGCGCCAUCUGCGGCGCGCGACGGAGCUGGACAGUUCCGACCCGUUCGCUUGGUUUGUGCUCGGUCGCUUCUACCACAAGCUGGCCGGGCUGGCCUGGUUCCAGAAGAAGAUGAUCCACACCUUUACCAACGACAUUCCGGAGGCGUCGUACGAGGACGCGCUCCGGUACUUUGAGCGGGCCGAGCAGCUGCAGCCCAACUUUUUCCCCCUCAACCAUCUGAUGCUGGGCGAGACGCACUGAAGCAGGCGAAAAAGGCUCGUCCGUUUCUUGAGCUAGCGGCCAAUCAGACUGCACCACGCACGGCGGAUGAUCGUGAAGCGCAGCGCGAAGCGAAGGCACUGCUGAAAAAGCUGUAGAUGACGUCUUGCACCCUCAAUCUCAACCAUGGCACACGGUCUCUCUCUUCCUCUCUUGCUUUAGGUCUAUUUUGUUUCUUUGAACCCUCGCAAUAAAUAACAAUAAAACAAAAAAACACAUCCAUUACCGA
Anopheles coluzzii is the source of this 983-nucleotide messenger RNA. RefSeq names its product regulator of microtubule dynamics protein 1-like. The transcript is spliced from 3 exons. The record is from RefSeq and is a predicted model, not a curated record. The coding region runs from base 149 to 736 and encodes 195 amino acids. NCBI's taxonomy places the organism in Eukaryota, Metazoa, Arthropoda, Insecta, Diptera, Culicidae. Gene Ontology annotation, molecular function: microtubule binding. Gene Ontology annotation, cellular component: spindle microtubule; cytoplasm; mitotic spindle pole.